UCCGGUGGGGCGCCGCCGCGCUGGGUGUCGCGCCCGGGAUUCCGGAGCUGACGUGGCUCAGAUUUGGGAGGGGUGCAGCUGGAGUCCCCCGCGGCAGCCUCCGCCAGUAAUGCUGAGUCGAUUGUCAGGAUUGGCAAAUGUUGUUUUACAUGAAUUAUCAGGUGAUGACACUGAUCCGAAUAUGACGACUUCUAUGGACACUGAAUUACCUCAAGAAUCUGACAUGGAGUUAAAUAAUACAUCACAGCAAGAUGUUUUGGAACGCCUGGCAUAUUCAGAGCAGUUGCUGGUAGAGCUCAAAGAAUUAAUUAGAGAGAAGGAUAUUCAGCUGCAACAGAAGGAUGAAACUCUCCAGGAAGAAAGAAAAUCUGCUGAUAACAAAAUAAAAAAGCUAAAACUUCAUGCUAAGGCCAAACUAACUUCUUUGAACAAAUGCAUAGAAGAAAUGAAGGCACAAGGAGGAACUGUUCUACCUAUAGAACCUCAUUCAGAGGAGCUACUUCCCAAGCUUGACAAGAGUUCUACAGAAGAGAUGGAAGUAGAAAAAUUGAAACUUAAACUCCAGGAGAAGGAGGAACUCAUUAGCUGCUUGCAAGACCAACUUGCCCAGGCACAAGCAGAGCAAGCAACACAGUUUAAUAAGAGUUCCACAGAAAUGGAAGAACUUGUAAUGAUGAAACAACAGCUCCAAGAGAAGGAAGAACUCAUUGGCACUUUGCAAGCCCAGCUCAGCCAAACACAGGCUGAACAAGCUGCUCAGUUGAGUUCCAUGCAGCAGGUGGUCCGAGAGAAAGAUGCCCGCUUUGAAACACAAGUUCGUCUUCAUGAAGAUGAGCUUCUUCAGUUAGUAACCCAGGCAGAUGUGGAAGCAGAGAUGCAACAGAAAUUGAGGGUACUGCAGAGGAAGCUUGAAGAACAUGAAGAAGCCUUGUUGGGCCGUGCUCAGGUUGUGGACUUACUGCAACAGGAGCUGACUACUGCUGAACAGCGAAACCAGGUUCUUUCUGAGCAGUUACAGCAAAUGGAAGCUGAACAUACUGCUUUAAGGAAUGUUGUGGAAUCAGAAAGACAGGAGUCCAAGAUUCUGAUGGAAAAGAUGGAACUUGAAAUGGCAGAAAAAAAAUUAUCCUUGCAUAACCUGCAGGAAGAAAUGCAUCAUCUUCUGAAACAGCUUGAGCAAGCUGGCCAAGCACAGGCUGAACUACAGUCCCAGUACAAUGAUUUGGAGAUAAAGCACAAAGAAGAAUUAGAAGAGAAGACUUCCCACAUUUUAAGUCUUCAAAAGACUGAACAAGAACUGCACUCUGCCUAUGAUGCUCUAAAAAUUGAAAACUCAAAAAUUCUCCAAGAACAGCAUGAACAGGAAGUUCAUUCAGCCCAGUCCAUGAAGCAGCUGGAAGAGCAACUCCAGCAAAAGUCUGAAGAAAUUAGCCAGUUACUGAAUAAACCAACCGUGGGAAGCUAUGAAAUAGCUUCUCAGACUUCUUCCCCAGAUGUCUGCAGUGAGGGCACUCAGGCAUACUCUGAAGAGGAUCUUACCUUUUUGCAGAAGCGUGUGGUAGAAUUGGAGAAUGAAAAUGGAGCUUUGCUUCUUAGUUCUAAAGAGCUAGAGGAACUGAAAGCUGAGAAUGAAAAACUGUCUUCUCAAAUUACUUUCCUGGAGGCUCAGAAUAAAGUUUCAGAGUCAAAUAAAGAACUAAGUGAGAUCAACAUAGUUGAUGUUAGCAAGCUUGCUAAGGGAAGUUUUCCUAUGGAAGAAAGUGGACAAGAUAUAUUUGAAAACACAUUUUCUCAGAAACAUAAGGAACUAUCAGUUUUAUUGUUGGAAAUGAAAGAAGCUCAAGAAGAGAUUGCAUUUCUUAAAUUGCAGCUCCAGGGCAAAAGACCUGAGGAUGACCCCGAGAUCCUUAACCAAAAAGAGAUGAAACAGACUGAGAGUGAAGGAAUAUUGCUUGAAGGUACGGGGCAUCAUUUUUCCCCGAUGCCAGAUGCUGACAGCAGUCUUCCAGAAUCUGAAAAAGAAGAGCAGAUAAACACUAAAUAUCAAAGUAGAACAUCUGAAGAAAUACCUUUAACUGAUGCUGGAAUGGAAUUGAAAUCAACAAAGCAGGAUGAAUUUAAUAAGCCCCCUUCAGAUUUAUCAAGUAUUUGUCAGUGUCACCAGGAUGAAUUGGAAAGACUAAAAGAUCAAAUUUUGGAACUUAGUAAGGCAGAAGAAAUCUAUGAGAAAAACUUAGAUGAGAAAGUAAAGGAGAUAAGCAGCAUGUCCCAGCAGAUAGAAGAGCUUAAGGAUAAUGCUGAAAAAGCCAACAGUGCACUUACUGCUUUAUCUGAAGAAAAAGACCAGCUUCUUUCUCAAGUGAAGGAACUUAGUAUAAUAGGAGAGCUGAGGGCUCAGGUACAAGAGCUGGAAAUGAACCUUGAAAAAUCAGAAAGUCAAAGAAGACUUGACUAUGAAAGUCAAACAGCUCAUCACAACUUGCUUACAGAACAGAUUCACAGUCUUAACAUAGAAGCCAAAUCCAAGGAUGUGAAAAUUGGAGUUUUACAGAAUGAACUAGAUGACAUGCACCUUCAAUUUACUGAGCAAAGUACACUAAUAACAGACCUUCAGAGCCAGCUUCAAAAGAAGGAAAGCGAAGUACUUGAAAGAGAAGAACAUGUUAAGGACAUCUCAAAUAAGGUAGAAGAACUUUCACAGACCCUUUCACAGAAGGAACUGGAAAUAGUAAAGAUGGACCAACUCUUACUAGAGAAGAAGAAAGAUGUGGAAACUCUCCAACAAACCAUUGAAGAGAAGAAUCAACAAGUCACAGAAAUCAGCUUUAGUAUGACUGAGAAAAUGGUUCAGCUUAAUGAAGAGAAGUUUUCUCUUGGGAUUGAAAUUAAGACUCUAAAAGAACAGCUCAAUUUAUUAUCUAGAGCUGAAGAAGCCAAAAAAGAGCAGGUGGCAGAAGAUAAAGAAGUUUUUCCUGACAAACAGAAUAGUGAGGAAUUGAAUUCAGAAGGGCUAAUCAUAAGUAAAGAAGAAUUACAGCGCGAAUUAGAACUUGUAAAGAAAGAAAGUGAGCAGAGAAAAAGAAAACUCCAUGCAGCUCUUAUUAAUAGGAAGGAACUUCUACAAAGAGUUAGCAGAUUAGAAGAAGAGUUGGCCAAAGUGAAAGGUGAAUCUAGGAGUGAGAUUUCAGUCAGUGAGAUUGAGAAAAGGGAGGUGGAGGGAGAUAAAGAAAACAAAGAAGACUCAGAAAAAUGUAUGGCUUCUAAGUGUCAAGAAAAAGAAAUUUCUUUACAGCAGGCUCUGUCUAAAAAAGAAAUGGAACUCGAACACAUAAGGAAGAAUUUAGAAGAAAAGCUAGCAGCUGAGGAACAAUUACAGGCUGUGGUCAAAGAGAUGAGUCAGAACUUGCAAGAGAAGACAAACCAAAUAGAUUUGCUCCAGGCAGAAAUUGUUGAAAACCAAGCAGUUAUACAAAAGUUAGCUGCAGGUAAGGAGAAUGCAGGUGAUGGGGGUUUAGCAACACCUGUAAAAGAAACAGCAACAGUCAGUCCGAUAGAGGCAGGUAGUAGAGAACACUGGCAACCGGAACUGGAAGGUAAAAUAAUGAAUCUUGAAAAAGAAAAGGAGCAGCUUCAAAAGAAGCUACAGGAAGUGUUAGUCUCUCGCAAAGUGAUUCUAAAAAAAGCACAGGAGAAAGAAAAACAUCUUAGGGAGGAGCUGAAGCAACAGAAAGAUGACUACAAUCACUUGCAAGAACAGUUUGAUAUGCAAAGCAAGGAAAAUGAGAAUAUACGACACCAGCUAAGCCAACUUCAGAUUCAAGUAAAAGAGUUUACAGACAGAAAAGUCUUAGACACUGAACAACAGGAGCCAGGAUCUCUCACUCAAGGGUUAGAAGAACCUUUAUUCAAAGCUUCAGAGCAGCAGCUUGCCCAGCCAGAGUCCAGUUUAUGCCCAGACUGGCCUUCUAAUCCAGGAGGUGCAAGUACCCUGGAGGGUAAUAAUCUUAUUGCCCAAAUUAAGACACAACUCAAAGAAGUAGAGACUGAGAAAGGGGAGCUGGAAUUGAAACUUAAUUCUACAACAUGCGAACUUACAAAAAAAUCAGAAGAGAUAUUUCAGUUACAAGAUCAAUUAAAUAAACAAUGUUUAGAAAUAGAAAGCAUGAGGAUAGCAGCCCAUGAAGCUGAGGCCCAGGCUGAAAGCCUGAGGCAGAGAUUGGAAAGCUGUCAACUAGAAAUUACUGAGUUAGCACAUUUAAGAGAACUACAGCCUGAGCUCAGUGAACUGAGAAAGCUCAUAGACACGAAGGAAAAAGAAGCUAGAUGCCUUUCUGAACAACUUAGUGAGAAAAAAGCAGUUCUUACUCAAAUGCAGUCAGAGAUAACAGAACAAGAAGAUUUAAUUAAGGCUCUUCAUACCCAGUUGGAAAUGCAAGCUAAGGAGCAUGAAGAGAAGAUGAAGCAGUUACAGGUGGAACUUUGUGAAAUGAAGCAAAAAGCAGAUGAGGUUGGAGAAGGAAAUAAAGCAAACCAACAGAUACAAAGAAAACUACAAGCUGCUCUUAUUUCCAGAAAAGAAGCACUGAAAGAAAACAAAAAUCUCCAAGAGGAGUUGUCUUUGGCUCGAGAUACCAUUGAAAGCCUUACCAGGUCUCUGGCAGAUGCGGAAGUCCAGGUUACUGCUCAAAAUAAAGAAAAAGAUACCAUUUUAGGGACCUUAGCUCUUCUUCAGGAAGAAAGAGACAAACUCAUUACAGAAAUGGACAGAUCUUUAGUGGAAAAUCAAAGUCUCAGUGGCUCUUGUGAAAGUCUGAAAUUAGCUUUAGAGAAUCUUACCGAAGACAAAGAAAAGUUAGUGAAGGAAGUAGAAUCUUUGAAAUGUUCUAAGAUAGCAGAAAGCACUGAAUGGCAGGAGAAGCACAAAGAAUUACAAAAAGAAUAUGAAAUUCUUCUUCAGUCCUAUGAGAAUGUUAGUAAUGAGGCAGAAAGGAUCCAGCACGUGGUGGAAAAUGUAAGGCAAGAGAAGCAAGAGUUAUAUGCUAAGUUGAGAAACACAGAAGCAAGCAAGAAAGACACAGAAAAGCAGUUGCAGGAAGCUGAACAGGAAAUGGAGGAAAUGAAAGAAAAGAUGAGAAAGUUUGCUAAGUCCAAACAACAGAAAAUUCUAGAAUUGGAAGAAGAGAAUGACCAGCUUAGAGCAGAAGUGGGCCCGGGAGGCGGGACAUCUAAAGAUUGUAUCGAAUCACUUCGAGUUUCCAAUUCCUGCAUGAAGGAGGAACUAGAAAGGGUGAAAAUGGAGUAUGAAACCCUUUCUAUGGAGUUUAAGGCUUUAAUAACCGAGAAGGACUCUCUAAGUGAAGAGGUCCAAGAUUUAAAGCAUCAGAUAGAAAUUAAUGUAUCUAAAUCCACUAAUCUAGAGGCCACAGAGAAACAUAAUCAGAUGGAUAUCAUUGAAGAGACACAGUCUGUCCUGAUUGAGACUGAGGAGCAAGACUCUUUGAAUGUGAGCACAAGGCCUGAAAAUUUAGGUUUUGUUCCACUAGAAAACAGUACCAAGCCCAAUAUUAGUGAGAACAUUAGCUCACAUGAAAUUAAUAACUACCUACAGCAGAUUGACCAAUUCAAAGAAAGAAUAGCUGAAUUAGAGGAGGAAAACCAGAAAGAAAAAGAAUUUAGCAAGACUUUAGAAAAUGAGAGAAACACUUUGCUGACUCAAAUAGCAGCAAAGGAAGGUGACCUGAAAAUGCUUCAGGAAGAAGUCAUCCAAAUAAAACUGCUAAAUCAGCAAACCCACGAAGAACUUGCCAGAGUGACCAAGCUAAAGGAAGUAGCAGAAGAAGAGAAAGAUGAUUUAGAAGAGAGGCUUAUGAAUCAAUUAGCAGAACUUAAUGGCAGCAUUGGGAAUUAUUACCAGGAUGUUACAGAUGCUCAAAUAAAAAAUGAGCAACUAGAAUCUGAAAUGCUGAAUCUAAAAAAGUGUGUGACUGAAUUGGAAGAAGAAAAACAGCAGCUAGUAAAGGAGAAAACUCAGGUGGAAUCAGAAAUAAGGAAAGAAUAUUUAGAGAAGAUGCAAGGUGCUCAGAAUGAGCCUGUCAGUAAAGGCCAUGCAAAGGAACUUCAGGAAUUGUUAAAAGAGAAGCAACAUGAAGUAAAGCAACUGCAGAAGGAUUGUAUCCGGUACCAAGAGAAAAUCAGUGCUCUGGAGAGAACUGUUAAGGCUCUAGAAUUUGUUCAGAGUGAGUCCCAAAAAGAUUUGGAGAUAACCAAGGGAAAACUGGCUCAGGCAAAUGAAUGCUGCAAGAAGACAGAAACUGAAUUAGCUAGUUCCAGAGUACUAUUAGAUGACACUCAAAGUGAAGCAGCAAGGGUCCUAGCGGAUCACCUCAAAUUGAGAAAGGAACUUCAGUCAAUUAAAGAUUCAGUUAAAAGCCAAAUAAAACAAAAGGAUGAAGAUCUUGAACGAAGGCUGGAACAGGCAGAAGAAAAACACCUCAAAGAGAAGAAGAAUAUGCAAGAGAAACUGGAUGCUUUGCACAGAGAAAAAGUCCAUCUAGAGGAGACAUAUGGAGAGAUUCAGAUUACUUUGAACCAGAAAGAUAAAGAUGUUAAGCAACUUCAGGAAAACCUGGAUAAUACUGUGGCUCAGCUUGCAGCUUUUACUAAAAGCAUGUCUUCCCUCCAAGAUGAUCGGGAUAGAGUGAUAGAUGAAGCCAAGAAAUGGGAGAGGAAGUUCAGUGAUGCAAUUCAAACCAAAGAAGAAGAAAUUAGACUGAAAGAGGAAAAUUGUAGUGUUCUAAAGGAUCAGCUGAAGCAGAUGUCCAUCCAUAUGGAGGAACUGAAGAUCAACAUAUCUAGACUUGAACAUGAUGAGCAGACUUGGGAGUCCAAGGCCCAGACAGAGGUCCAGCUUCAGCAGAGGGUCUGUGAUACUCUACAGGAAGAAAACAAAGAACUUUCCUCCCAGCUAGAAGAAAUACAGCAGCUAUACCACAAAUCUCAGAAUGAACUAGCUAAGUGGGAAUCAGAAUUUAAGAUUCUCAGAGACCACUCAGCUGAUUUAAAUAACUCUUUAGAAAAAUGUAAGGAAGAUGAAGAAAAUUUGAAAGGAAUCAUAAAGCAACAGGAGGCUGAUAUUCAAAAUUGUAAAUUUAGUUAUGAAAAGCUGGAGACUGAUCUUCAGGCCUCCAGAGAACUAACCAGUAAGCUGCAUGAAGAAAUUAACUUGAAAGAGCAAAAGAUUAUAAGCCUUCUUUCUGAGAAGGAACAGGCAAUCCAAGUAGCUGUUGCUGAACUAAAUCAGCAGCAUGAUAAAGAAAUUAAAGAAUUGGCAGAUCUUCUAUUCCAUGAGGAACGGAAUAGUGUCUUAGAUGGAGAGAAUAAAAAAACUGUUCACAAAACAAAUCAGCUUAUAGAAGCAUUGAAAGCCAUAAAAAAUGAAAACAUGCAACAGAAGGCUCAGUUGAAUUCCUUUGUUAAGUCCAUGUCUUCUCUCCAGGAUGACCGAGACCGCAUUGUUGGUGACUACCAAAAGCUGGAAGAACGGCAUCUCUCAGUAAUUGUAGAAAAAGAUGAACUCAUCCAGGAUGCUGCUAGUGAAAAUAAUAAACUUAAGGAAGAAAUUAGAUGCUUGAGAAGUCAUAUGGAUGAUCUCAAUUCUGAGAAUGCCAAGCUAGAUGCAGAAUUAAUCCAGUAUAGAGAAGACUUAAACCAAGUGAUAACAAGAAAGGAUUGUCAGCAAAAACAACUCCUUGAAGCUCAACUUCAGCAGAAUAAGGAGCUGAAAAGUGAAUAUGCUAAAAUAGAAGAAAAGCUAAAGGAAUCUGAAGAAGCAAAGGAGGACCUGCUGGCAUCCUCUCUUGCCCUCCAGGAGGAAAAACAAGGUUUAUCUAAAGAGAUUGAAAACUUGCAGUUGUCUAUAUCCCAACUAAAGAGACAAGUGACAGCCUUGCAAGAAGAAGGUGCUUUAGGGAUAUUUCAGGCCCAGUUAAACACAAAAGAAGAAGAGAUUCAGAAGCUAAGUUCUACGCUUUCCUUCUCUCAGAAGAGAACUGCAGAAUUGGAAGAGGAAUUGGUUCGAGUUCAGAAGGAAGCUGCCAAGAAGGUAGGUGAAAUUGAAGAAAAACUGAAGAAGGAAUUAAAGCAUCUUCAUCACGAUGCAGGGAUAAUGAGAAAUGAAACUGAAACAGCAGAAGAGAGAGUGGCAGAGCUAGCAAGAGAUCUGAUGGAAAUGGAACAGAAACUACUCAUGGUCACCAAAGAAAAUAAAGAUCUUACAGCACAAAUACAGUCUUUUGGAAAUUCUAUGAAUUCCCUGCAAAAUAGUAGAGAUAAUGCCAAAGAGGAGCUUGAUGCACUGAGAAAGCAGUAUGAUGCCAGUCUAAAGGAGUUGGCACAGCUGAGAGAAGAGCGGGGCUCCUUAAACAGAGACAGAGACGUUCUUGUUUCUAAAGCGGCCUUUCCAAUACAUGCCACAGAGGACAGUACCUUCUCUCAUCUUGAGAAACUCAACCAACAGCUUCUGUCCAAAGAUGAGCAGCUGCUUCACUUGUCCUCACAACUAGAAGAUUCUUACAACCAAGUACAGUCCUUCUCCAAAGCUAUGGCCAGUCUACAAAAUGAGAGGGAUCACCUGUUAAGUGAACUGGAGAAAUUCCAUAAGUCAAAGGAUGAAAAGCAGAGAUCUGCAGUUGAGCCCACAACGAGCCCAGCUGAAGUACAGAGUUUAAAAAAAGCUAUGUCAUCACUCCAAAACGACAGAGACCGACUACUGAAAGAAUUGAAGAAUCUUCAGCAGCAAUACUUACAGGUUAACCAAGAGAUCACUGAUUUGCGUCCACUGAAGACUCAACUUCAGGAGUAUCAAGAUAAAAUAAAAACAUUUCAGAUUUUACAAGAAGAACUCAGGCAGGAAAACCUCUCCUGGCAGCAAGAGCUACAUCAGCUCAGAAUGGAGAAGAGUUCUUGGGAAAUUCAUGAGAGGAGAAUGAAGGAACAGUACUUUAUGGCUAUCUCAGACAAAGAUCAGCAGCUCAGUCAUCUGCAGAAUAUUAUGAGGGAAUUAAGAGCUUCUUCCUCCCAUAUCGAUCCCCUUAAAGUACAAUACCAAAGACAGGUGUCCCCAGAGAUAGCAGCUUCCCUUGAUGGGCCACAAAACCUAGUAUAUGAGACAGAACUUCUUCGAACCCAACUCAAUGACAGUUUAAAGGAAAUUCAUCAGAAGGAAUUAAGAAUUCAGCAACUAAACAGCAAGUUCUCUCAGCUACUCGAAGAGAAAAAUACCCUUUCGAUUCAGCUCUGUGAUACCAGCCAAAGUCUUCGUGAGAAUCAGCAACAUUACAGUAAUCUUUUUAAUCACUGUGCGGUCUUGGAGAAGCAGAUUCAAGAGCUGCAAGUGGGACCACUAAAUAUAGAUGUUGCUCCAGGAGCCCCCCAAGAAAAAAGUGGAGCUCACAGGAAGAGCGAUCCUGAAGAUCUGAUGGACCCACAGCAAAGCUUUACUGAAGCCCAGCAGCAGUUGUGUAUCACUAAACAGGAGAUGAAUGAAUUGAGAAAACUGCUGGAAGAAGAACGAGACCAAAGAUUGGCUGCUGAGGCUGCCCUUUCCUUGGCCGAGGAGCAGCUCCAGAGGUUGGAGCACUGUGAGUGGGACUCUGCCCGGACUCCCGUCAUCGGCCCCUGUGGAACUCAGGAGCAGGCGCCAUUAAUAGAUCUUGCAAGCAACAGUUGUCGAAGGACUCGGAGAAGUGCUGGAUGGAAGCGAAUCCUGCGUUCACUCAUUCAUUCCCGGACGAGAGUGCCCGUGCUGGCGACCCUCUACUUUCUGAUGAUUCAUGCCCUGCUCAUUUUAUGUAUCACGGGCCAUCUGUAAACAGUUCUCAUCUUUUUGCCAUCUCUCCUCAGAACUUGGAGUGCCCUUGUGUGGAACAGCAAUUCCCACAGAAGAGUCUUCCUUUUCUAGGUCAUCUCUCAACUCUCCAUGCAGAGUGUCUGCCAACACUAAGGUAGAUGCAGGAAUCAAAUGUUAGAGCUGCAGAAAUCAGCAAGUCUGCUUUCUUCUUCUGCCCAGGAAAUGAAGCCUUCUACAUAAUCUGAAGAGGUCACAUAGUUAGUGAUUGAACCUGACGUUUGUUCAGUCUGUAGGGACCCAACCUCUGUCUGAGAGAUGCUCAGGAAUGUCUGUCAAGCCAAGAAGAUGGUUCCAAUAAAUUCAAAGAUCUGAAGUCCAGAAUCACUUUUUAUUGACACGUUUUUUAACCUCAUUUACCUUAUUUUCUCCUGUCUCAGGAGACGGUCACCCAGCCAUGAACAGAGUUCUGGGGAAGGUUCUCUCAUGUGAUUGCUGACUAGGUCUCUUGCAGUAUAAAUGGGAGUUGACAAACUCCUGCAGGUGUCUCUAUCCCUGCCUGUUCAGGCAUAAUUGGAGUCACUUUGUGGCCUUGGACUGUAAGAUUAGGCCCCACUGCUUGUACACUGAUUGCUUUUGCACUAGGGUGUAUUUAGUGCCCUUUGUUUUUCUCUCACUGAGAGGCAGGAUAAAACAGCUGUGAAUAGGGGCACUCAUAUUAUUGUCAUUCAGAAGACAAAUUACUUAAAUCCAGGACUGAGUCGAAAUCCUGGAUUUAUUUCCAUUUGUGCCUAUUUCCUUCCUUCCUUCCUUCCCGUUUCCUGGUGGUUGUUUGUUGUUGUUCUGUGCUGUGCCUGUUCUCACCACCCAAAGAAGAGAAAACUGGGGACUGACUGAUAAUACUCUAAUUUUUUGUUCUAUGGUGACCAAAUCUUGGUUCUAGCAACCCAGGAACUUUACUGAAUAAUUGUAAAAUAAUAAAAUUAUUUUCAGAA
Molecule: messenger RNA, 10839 nt
Organism: Sorex fumeus (smoky shrew)
Lineage: Eukaryota; Metazoa; Chordata; Mammalia; Eulipotyphla; Soricidae
Gene: GOLGB1
Product: golgin B1
Exons: 22
Coding region: 110-9868 (3252 amino acids)
Cellular component (GO): cis-Golgi network; endoplasmic reticulum-Golgi intermediate compartment; membrane
Source: RefSeq, a predicted model, not a curated record